GCGGCCGGCGCGGGGCUCGCUGAGAGCCUCCCCCGAGCGGGACCUCUGGACGGCGUCUUCCUGCAUCUCCGCCUCUGGCUUCGCGCCGGCGCUCUGUUGGUGAAAUUCUUCCCCCUCCUUCUCCUCUACCCCCUCACCUACCUGGCUCCCAGCGUCUCCACCCUCUGGCUCCACCUGCUUCUGAAAGCCACCGAGACCUCAGGCCCAACCUACAUCAAACUGGGCCAGUGGGCCAGCACCCGGCGCGAUCUGUUUUCCGAGGCUUUCUGUGCCCAGUUUUCCAAGCUGCAUGUCCGAGUGACCCCCCACCCGUGGGCUCACACUGAGCGCUUCCUUCGGCAGGCUUUUGGGGAGGACUGGGGGAGCAUCCUCUCUUUUGAGAACCGGGAACCUGUGGGCUCAGGCUGCGUGGCCCAGGUGUACAAAGCAUACGCCAACACUGCGUUCCUGGAGACUGACAGCGUCCAGAGACUUGGCAGGGCCUCCUGUCUGCCGCCCGUCCCAGAUGCUGGGGCAGUCGGGGGCCUGAGAGAGCUCUUUGGAUACCUUGGAAAUGGCCGGAAACCUCCAGGAAAUCUCGCAGACCAGUCGUUUCUAGAAAGGCUGCUCCUCCCUAAAGCUGACCUGGUUGGAUCAAACGCAGGGGUGUCUCAGGCUCAGGUCCCUGGCCACCAACUUGAGCCAGGUCACCUCAUCCCCGUGGCAGUGAAAGUGUUACACCCUGGCCUGCUCGCUCAGGUGCAUAUGGACCUGCUGCUGAUGAAGAUUGGCAGCCGAGUCCUCGGACUUUUGCCAGGCAUCAAGUGGCUUAGCUUGCCUGAGAUUGUGGAGGAAUUUGAGAAGCUGAUGGUCCAACAGAUCGACCUGCGUUAUGAAGCUCAGAAUCUAGAACACUUCCAGGUCAACUUCCAGAAUGUGAAAGCUGUCAAGUUCCCCACCCCUCUGCGCCCCUUUGUCACCAGGGAAGUCUUGGUGGAAACGUAUGAAGAGAGUGUGCCUGUGUCCAGUUACCAGCAGGCAGGAAUUCCUGUGGACUUGAAGAGGAAGAUCGCACGGCUGGGGAUCAACAUGCUCCUGAAGAUGAUAUUUGUGGAUAACUUUGUGCAUGCGGACCUUCACCCUGGAAACAUCCUGGUCCAGGGUGCCGACAGCCUGUCCUCGAGUCGGGAGGCGCAGCUGCAGCAGGCGGAUGUCUGUGACACUCUGGUGGUGGCCGUGCCAUCUUCCCUGUGCCCACUGCGACUGGUGCUGCUGGAUGCUGGCAUUGUGGCGGAGCUGCAGGCCUCCGACCUGAGGAAUUUCCGGGCAGUUUUCAUGGCUGUGGUGAUGGGGCAGGGCCAGAGAGUGGCUGAGCUGAUCCUGCAUCAUGCCCGGGCCAGCGAGUGCAGGGAUGUGGAGGGGUUCAAAACCGAGAUGGCCACGCUGGUGACCCAGGCCAGGAAGAACACCAUCACCCUGGAGAAGCUUCAUGUGUCCAGCCUUCUCUCCAGUGUCUUUAAGUUGCUGAUGACCCACAAGGUAAAGCUUGAGAGCAACUUUGCCUCCAUUGUAUUUGCCAUCAUGGUGUUGGAGGGGCUUGGCCGCUCGCUGGACCCCAAACUGGACAUCCUGGAGGCAGCGAGGCCCUUCCUCCUCACAGGCCCAGUGUGCCCUCCGUGAUGGGGCAGUGGCCUGUGUGGGCCUUUGUCAAGAGCUGGAGGCCACUUCCAAGAGCCUCUCCUAUGGCAGCUGGGAUGUUUAAAAUUGGGACACCAAUUUCAAAUGUGACCCUCCAGUGGUAGAAGGCACAUCUUGGCUUCCUCCGCUUGGUUUAAGGGUCUGUUCAAAAGCUUUGGGCCAAUUAGGGAGUAAAAGGAGGGAAGGGGCCUAUCCAUUCCAUUGUGGAAGCUGGGCCAGGUGCCAGGGACACUCUCCUUCAGGGAAAAUGUUCUGUGUAGGAGGACGAAUAAAUUUAUUUUGUUUUCCUGUUUUUCUC
Mandrillus leucophaeus (drill) is the source of this 1975-nucleotide messenger RNA. RefSeq names its product aarF domain containing kinase 2 (gene ADCK2). Gene Ontology annotation, cellular component: mitochondrion. The transcript is spliced from 8 exons. NCBI's taxonomy places the organism in Eukaryota, Metazoa, Chordata, Mammalia, Primates, Cercopithecidae. The record is from RefSeq and is a predicted model, not a curated record. The annotation marks the transcript as partial.